CACAAAAAUAAAUAGAAACAAACAAAAAAUAAUCAGCCUACUAAUAAUCUCCUCAUAAAUCAGCAUCAAUCACGGGGUGAUUAAAAACUCAGCUGUUUUUUGCAUUACCAUCGAUUUCAUUUUACAAUUUGAAAUAAAUCUGCCUGUUUUUCUGUUAUUUCUCCCAUUUAUCAGCUUAGCUCAAAAGCGGCGUCCAAUUUGCUCAACUGAAAGGAUAAUUCAGACCCUUCAAACAAAAAACGAAUGAGGCACAACUGCGCUUUUUAACGAAAUCACAAUUCUUUUUUUUUGGGUUUCCGUAAUUCUAUUGGCUGGUUCAACUUGAAAAAUACUGAACAUAUUUCAAGUGGCGAUCUUAGAUUAAUUUCCUUACUGAGUCGCCCAGGUAACAACAAACAGCUUUGUCAAAUUGUUUGGCAAAUUGAAAAAUAUAAUUAUCUUUAACUUUUUCAUACCAAUCGCAAGUCGAGCGGGUUUUGUUUUGUUUUAUGGUUUAUCGGCAUCCUUUUCUGAAUUGAAAUGACAAGUAACAAUAUGAAGACAAUCAUAAUUUCCUUCGGUUUGGUUCUCUACUCCUUCUGCCCCGCCCAAUCCUACAAUGUUUACGAUGACCCGGAUUAUCCAGAAAGAGAAUGGACUCCAAUCUACGAAGAGCUAUCCUCAGAGUACUCUCCCAAUGCAAAUGACCUGCAAAGUUCCAAGUGGGAGGAGGGUCUGCACUCCAACACGAAGAGAAUCCUCAGUUUCAACACCAGAAACUACAACCCAAUGGGCAGAGGGGGCAAUAAGCGAGAGCGGGAGAUAUCAGAGGGGGGCCUUAACAAGCGCAUGAUCAACUUCCGGACCCGCUCUUGGGAGAGACCGACCAAACGAGAGGUGACCAUGGGUGAACCCGAGUCAAAACGACUCAUGAACUUCAACACCAAUAAGCGACUCAUGAACUUCAACACCAACAAAAGGCUCAUGAAUUUCGACACCAACAAAAGGCUCAUGAGUUUCAACACUGCUAAACGACCCAUGAGUUUUGUCACCGGGAAACGACUCAUGAACUUCAACACUAACAAGAGGCCCAUGAAUUUUGCUACCGACAAGCGACCAAUGAAUUUCAUCACCAAUUAAAGACAGUCGAGUUAACUCACAAAAAGUUAUUCAAUGAUUUGCAUUGGUUUGUGCUGAAAAUUAGAGAAUUCAUUUCAUGUACGAAAAAAUCAUGUUAUUUUUAACAUUCGAUUGAUAGAAAUAAAGUGAUCUAUUAGCUCA
Messenger RNA from Symsagittifera roscoffensis, 1260 nucleotides. RefSeq lists its product as uncharacterized. The record is from RefSeq and is a predicted model, not a curated record. Bases 520 to 1119 code for a protein of 199 amino acids. The transcript is spliced from 2 exons. NCBI's taxonomy places the organism in Eukaryota, Metazoa, Xenacoelomorpha, Acoela, Convolutidae.